AUGGCUCGCACUAAGCAGACCGCCCGAAAGUCCACUGGUGGCAAGGCCCCUCGCAAGCAGCUCGCUUCCAAGGCCGCCCGCAAGUCCGCCCCCUCUACCGGAGGUGUCAAGAAGCCUCACCGCUAUAAGCCUGGUACCGUCGCUCUCCGUGAGAUUCGACGAUACCAGAAGUCGACCGAGCUCCUCAUCCGAAAGCUCCCCUUCCAGCGUCUGGUUCGUGAGAUUGCCCAGGACUUUAAGUCUGAUCUCCGCUUCCAGUCUUCUGCCAUCGGUGCUCUCCAGGAGUCCGUUGAGUCCUACCUCGUCUCCCUCUUCGAGGACACCAACCUCUGCGCCAUCCAUGCCAAGCGUGUCACCAUCCAAUCCAAGGACAUCCAGCUCGCCCGCCGCCUCCGCGGUGAGCGUAACUAA
Messenger RNA from Fusarium oxysporum Fo47, 411 nucleotides. Its product is annotated as histone H3. Gene Ontology annotation, biological process: rRNA transcription. The transcript has 3 exons. Gene Ontology annotation, cellular component: nucleosome. Gene Ontology annotation, molecular function: protein heterodimerization activity; DNA binding; structural constituent of chromatin. The record is from RefSeq and is a predicted model, not a curated record. Bases 1 to 411 code for a protein of 136 amino acids. Lineage: Eukaryota; Fungi; Ascomycota; Sordariomycetes; Hypocreales; Nectriaceae.